UCUUCAUUAUGAAUGUUUUACCUGAAUGUGAAGCAUUUGCUCCAACGACAGCGGAUCAGUUCACUGACAGAUAUUAAAUUCCAGAGAUGGGGUGGACCUUCUGUAUCGUCUUCUUUCUGUUUGUGUUGGCGUGUGGGAGCUGGCCACUGCCCGACCCUGAGCCCCUGAUGCACGGUGAGGUCCAGUCUCCCCAGUAUCCGCAGCCCUACCCUCCCAACCUGCAGGAGCAGUGGGACCUCAGUGUGCCCGAAGGCUACCGGAUCCGAAUUACCUUCACACACAUGGACAUUGAAGCUUCUGCAGGCUGCUACUACGACUCCCUCACAGUUCUCUAUGAUGGAAAGGUGAUGGGAAAGUUUUGUGGCUCUGAGAACUCAGCUGAUGGGCACCAUCCCGGCAACCAGCCCAUCUUGUCUCCAGGCAACAGACUCACCCUCAUCUUCCAGACAGAUAACAACAACCCAGAGCGCCACCAGAACGUGGGCUUCUAUGCCCAUUACCAGGCGUUAGACAUAGAUGAGUGUUCUGCUACUGGAGAUGCCUCAGGUCCACUCUGCACUCAGAUCUGCCUAAACACACUCGGGUCUUACAUCUGCUCCUGUCACCAUGGCUACGAACUUCGCUCAGACCAGCGCAGCUGCAUGUUGACCUGUGCUGGUGAUACUUUUGAUGAGCCAGAGGGAUUUCUUCACAGUCCAGGAUAUCCCAACUCCCCACCUCACGCCAUGUCCUGUCAGUACAUCAUUUCUGUCGAACUUGGCUUCACUGUGUCUCUCAACUUCUCUGAAAACUUCCACAUAGAGAGCGUUGACACACAGCAAGGCCUGAGCUGUCUCCAUCACUGGUUGCAGGUGACCAUUCCAAACAGAGAUCACAUAAAGCUGUGUGGUGCGAAGAGUCCAGGUCUGAUGGUCACAAACUCCAACACUGUCCAGCUGGACUACCACACAGACGACGAAGGCCUGAGCAACGGCUGGAGCCUGGACUACAGCACACACAGGGUGCAGUGUCCAAUUCCUGAUAACGUGGCCGAAGGCAGAGUCACGCCAAUCUUGACCGAAUAUUUCUACAGAGACUACAUCUUUGUGCGCUGUGCCCAAGGAUACAAGCUGAUGAUGGGGGGUCAGGAGAUGGAGAGCUUCUCUACCAUGUGCCAAAGCAAUGGACAGUGGCACCUUCCUCUGCCUGAAUGUCACAUAUUUGAUUGUGGAGAACCUGAACCUCUGCUGAAUGGUGGAGUGACCUUCCUCUCUGGCUUCCAGAACCAGUACCGUUCUGUUGUUCAGUACCACUGUAAUGAACCGUUUUACUCGCUCCUUGGGGCCGUGAAUGUUAGCUUCACCUGUGAAUCAGACAGAAAGUGGAGAUCCAACAAUGAUGUUGUUGUCAGACCAACAUGCUUACCAGUUUGUGGCAAGCCAACACAAAUCCUCUCUGAGUAUCAGAGGAUCAUUGGAGGCAACAAUGCUCCAGAAAAUACCAUCCCCUGGCAAGUGCUACUGAGUGUAGGUGGAGACAGAGGGGGAGGCAUGGUGAUCGCAGACCGCUGGAUUAUGACCGCAGCUCAUGUCGUAGCAAAAAAUGGGAUCCCUGCAUUAAACGACACUAUUCGGGUUUUUAUGGGACUUACUUAUGUUCGGACCUUGAUGGUUUCUCCUGUUCGUGUUGUCUCAGUCCAUAUUCACCCUGAUUACAACAACCCCCAAAACGUAGACUACAACAAUGACAUUGCCUUAAUCAAACUGCAAGACCCGAUCACAUUCAAGUCAUCAGUAAUGCCCAUAUGUUUACCAGCGCAGGAUGCCACAUAUGUCACUGGCACGAUGGGAUUGGUGUCAGGUUUUGGCGUUACAGUAACCGACGGCAAACGGUUUUUAAAAAAUCAGCUGAACUACGUGAGCGUGCCUGUGGUGGACCAGGAGUCAUGUACUGAAUCAAUUACAUUGGCUAAGCAGAAACCGAACAACAACGUACCAAGCCUGACAAACAACAUGUUUUGUGCUGGAGACCCUCUGGGAGGGAAGGACUCCUGCCAAGGUGACAGUGGAGGCCCCUACGCCCUGAUGGACCAUGGACGGUUUUGGGCUGCAGGGAUUGUCAGCUGGGGGGAGGGCUGCGGAGUGAAGGGAUCAUAUGGAGUCUACACCAGAGUCACUAACUACCUGGACUGGAUCACGAAGACCAUGCAGGAGAACUGAGAUUUUCGAUGUUACUCAUGAUGAGAAAACCACAACAUCUCAAAUUAAACAAAUGUUGUUCUAAAUAAAAAACUAAUGAAGAAAA
Molecule: messenger RNA, 2283 nt
Organism: Limanda limanda (common dab)
Lineage: Eukaryota; Metazoa; Chordata; Actinopteri; Pleuronectiformes; Pleuronectidae
Product: complement C1r-A subcomponent-like
Exons: 13
Coding region: 87-2198 (703 amino acids)
Biological process (GO): complement activation; proteolysis
Cellular component (GO): extracellular region
Molecular function (GO): serine-type endopeptidase activity; calcium ion binding
Source: RefSeq, a predicted model, not a curated record